This is a messenger RNA of Condylostylus longicornis, 1752 nucleotides long. RefSeq names its product splicing factor ESS-2 homolog (gene Es2). The transcript has a single exon. The record is from RefSeq and is a predicted model, not a curated record. Gene Ontology annotation, cellular component: catalytic step 2 spliceosome. Lineage: Eukaryota; Metazoa; Arthropoda; Insecta; Diptera; Dolichopodidae.
AUGUAUGUAUAUGAAUCAACCACAACGUAUAUCGGAAUCUUACCAGGAACUCAGUAUUUCACAUUAAAAUACAUAAUAUAAUCAAUGGAGAACAAGCCAGGAGCUAGAGCCUUAUUGGCAAUGCAAAAUAUGAAGAACGAAAUAAUUGAUUUCAAAAAACCAAAACAAGUUAUCAAAAAAACAAAAAAGAAAAUUCUUACAGAGGAACAAUAUAUUCAAGAAAUGGGUAGAAUAAUUCAAAGAGAUUUUUUUCCAGAUUUGGAAAAACUGGUGGCUCAAAAUCAAUAUUUAGAAGCAAAAGAAAAAAAUGAUAUUUAUAAGCUUAGAGAGCUGUAUGAAAAAUAUAGUCAUGGAAAUUUAACACAAUCUCGAAGAACUGCAAAUGAAAGUCCAGCUACAUUCGAAACACCUUUUGUAAAUCCUAAUAGCACACCAUUACCAAAUGAUAGAGAUACUCCUCGUUCAAACAGCUCUGUUAAAAGUAAUGAAAAUGUUACUGGUGAUAAUACAAUUGGUGAUAACCAUAGUCUUGACACUUUUUUAAACAACUUUACUAGUGAAGAUAAUCAAAGUUUUCAAGAAAUUAUGGAAAAAGCUGAAGAAAAAUUAAAACAAAAGUUUGCAGUUUUAUACAAUGCUGAAAAAAUGUCUGCAAUUGAAUUUGAAAAGAAGUUGGCUUUGCCAGCGAUAGAGAAACAAUUUGGUGAGAAAUCCGGUGGGGAAAUUGAUACUUGGAGAUACACAAAUAAAAAUACAGUUAUGUAUAUUCCUGACGGAGUAGAUUUCACAAAAGCUGAAAAAUUGGAAUUUGCAAAACGUAAACCAGCUGUUGUACAUUCCAACACUAGGCUAAAACCAAAUUUCAAGAAUCCAUUGCCACCUGGUAAUGAUGCAGCACCAAACAGUCGUUUAACUAUUGAAAAAGUUGAUAUAGAUGGAAAUAUAGUCAAAAAGCCGGAAAACCCUAAUAGUAAAUACGAUUUUGUUAGAACACCAUCCCCAAAUCCAAGUGAUAUGGGAAGUCCCUUAAUGACAUGGGGAGAAAUCGAAGGUACACCUUUUAGAUUAGACGGUAGUGAUACACCGAUUUGUUCUAUACCUGGGCCGUCAUUUCGAAUAAAAGAAACACCUAGAAGAGAGUGUAUCGCACAUGAACUAGCAGAAAAAGCAGGAGAACGUUUAAGAAAUCAAAAACAAAAUGCAUUUGAAGCGGCCAAACGUAAUAUAAGUUCACCCUAUAUAAAAUCUGUAAUAGAUAGGAAAUUAGCUAUGUCUCCUGCAGCUAGAAAAUUAGCCGCAUCAUCUAAAGUCAGGUUAAGAACUUCUCUUUUGACUCCCCGAAGUACGAAAACCCCAGAUUCUUCAAGAAGAAUACAUAAAACAAGUACAACUCCCAUUAUUGUUAGGAAAGCUCCAAUAACUACACCUACAUCACUCAGUAAAUCAAAAGAGUUAAUAGUUGAGGACCAAGCGGAUCAAAGUAUGGAUAUUUUAAGUUCACCAGAAAGUGAUUUAACUUCCAAUCUUUUACAAAUUCCUAAAAGAACGAAAGCUUCAGAUUUCUUUUAAUGUAAUUUACAAUAUUUAUAAGAGGAUUCUAAUAAAAUUUAGACAUGUUGAUUAAAUUCAGACUAUGUAUUCCUUCUUGAAUAUCAAAUACAGGGCAAUUUUAUUUUUAAAUUAAGCGUCAAAUUUUAAAUUCUUAUUUCUAAAAAUCUUACAUAUUAAAAAAAAUUCUUAACAGAGUGUACU